Molecule: messenger RNA, 725 nt
Organism: Peromyscus maniculatus bairdii (prairie deer mouse)
Lineage: Eukaryota; Metazoa; Chordata; Mammalia; Rodentia; Cricetidae
Product: phospholipase A2-like
Biological process (GO): positive regulation of fibroblast proliferation; fatty acid biosynthetic process; arachidonate secretion
Molecular function (GO): phospholipid binding; signaling receptor binding; calcium ion binding
Source: RefSeq, a predicted model, not a curated record
UUCAGCUAGAGCUACCUGGGCAGAUGCAGUGACCUCAAGUAGCUGGUAGUGAGUGUCCAGAGUCCUGCUGGAGGGAUCAGAGAUCUUUAGUGAGAAGACAAGCAACUCAAAUCAUCACCUACUGGUUGUUAUCCAGGCCCCGUGUGCUGACUGGACACUGUCAGAGCACAGCUACAGGACUAUAAAGAGAGAAGUCAUUGAGUCCUCCUCUUGCUCAGGAUGAAACUCCUUCUGCUGGUUUCUCUGCUCACAGGUGCUACUGCACAGAGCAUCAGCCCUCAGGCUGUGUGGCAGUUCGGCAAUGUGUUCCAUUGCAACCUUCUCAGGACUGGUACAGUCUCAGAGUACAGAUUCUAUGGCUGCUACUGUGGCGUGUAUGGACUUGGCGAUUCAGAUGAAGACUUAGACAGGUGCUGCAGGACUCGUGACAUCUGCCUUGCUCAGGUCAAGAACCUGGAAAACUGUGCAUUCCUCAUAAGAAAUGCUCACACCAGCUCCUACUCAUACUCAUGUUCUGGGAAUGAGGUCACCUGCAGUGAUAAAAACAACCCUUGUGAAGCCUUCAUCUGCAACUGUGACCGCCAGGCUGCCAUCUGCUUCUCCAAGCAGAUCAAUGACAUUCACUGUUAGACUUUUCACCUCAGUGACUGCUACACCAUCCCUGCCUGCCUGGUUGUGUUCACUAUGCACUGUGCCCUCUAAUAAAUCACAUAUUGAAAGAGCUA